Messenger RNA from Pomacea canaliculata, 9671 nucleotides. Its product is annotated as probable G-protein coupled receptor 83. Gene Ontology annotation, biological process: G protein-coupled receptor signaling pathway. Gene Ontology annotation, cellular component: neuron projection; plasma membrane. Lineage: Eukaryota; Metazoa; Mollusca; Gastropoda; Architaenioglossa; Ampullariidae. The record is from RefSeq and is a predicted model, not a curated record. Gene Ontology annotation, molecular function: neuropeptide binding; neuropeptide Y receptor activity.
UACAUUCAGGCUCUCACGUUUGCACGCAUACACAACUACACGCGCGCGGUCGAGCUCUCCUACAGCACACGCACACACGGAGGGACGAGUCAGUCGGGUGCUUUUCCUCAAACCCUGAUCAUCGAUUCUUUCCUCUCCAAUCACAACACGGCCAGUGCGCGUGCGCCAACACUCAUCUCUCACGUGCAUGCGCGGUGCCGUAUGGUCGCUGUUUCUACCAAAGACUCCUUGGACUUGCCUGGAACCUGGGCCCAACUUCACACCCGCUGCUGCACGUCACGCCACUCCGCACGUCACGCCGCUCCGCACGUCACGCCCUCCGCAAGCAAGUCUCCGCCACAGCAACCCUCACACCUGGCGCCCUCUGGGUGCGAAGAUCAGUUUCCAAGAGCAGACGCCGCAGACUCUGGACGCCGGUUUGCAAAAAAGACUUCCGCAACAAAACUACCCGAGCUUUGUGGGGUGCGUGAGGAUUCUCGAUAAAAAUAUUUGGCAUUUUUGGGAGUCAGUGUGUGGUUAGAAGAAAACAACGGAAACUGCAGGAUUGUACUGAGCGAGCAAAGUCAGAACUCGAUGGACUGUGUGACGUGAGUGAAGCCAUUGUCCACCUGAUGGUGAGCAAAGAGUGACGGGAUGUCACACAAAGUACCUUUAUUGUAGCCAACCUCCUGACAAAGUGUGUGACAUCACACCUGUGGAACUAUGUCGAGAUGAGGAGACUCUUGCAAUAUGAACAAAGUGUGAACUCUUUCACACAUUCAAUGUGACAUACAUGGGGAAUGUCUUUUUCAAGUCACGUCACAAGUACGGGGAAUGUGUCUUGGAGUCACGUCACACAUCUAGAGUCAGGUGCGAUGGUGAAACAUAGAUGACGUGGAGAUGCCGUCACAAACAUGUUGUCACCCACAUAAACUCAGGAAGAGACAUGCAUCAGGCUUUCACAGACCAAUGAAGAUGUGUCCACCUUGAGGACAACCACGAAGCCUGUCAGACUUUGAUUUGUAAAAAGUCGCGGACCCCAGUUGCGACUCUGAAGCCCACGAUCAGACAUCACCUCAACCCUCAGCUCAGCCAUCUUACGGCAUGCUCAUGUCCUCAUGGAUGACGGUAUCAUGAUGGAUGGUUUUGACCAAAUCCAGAUCCUUCUUCCCAAAGCUCACGGACUUCUGUACAACUCCAGCAGCCUGAACGAUUCCAGCCUGGAUUCCACUGACACCCGGGGUAACGUGGUGCACAACACGCUGAUAAUCUUAGCAUACUCCAUACUGAGCGCCAUCUCGCUCUUCGGCAACACCUUAGUGUGUUACGUCAUUUUCAAAAAUAAACGUUUGCACACGGCCACCAACCUGUUCAUCGCCAACCUGGCCUUCGACCUGCUGGUGACCACACUCAACGUGCCCUUCAACAUCAUUAAGCACAUUCUGGUGGAAUGGCCGCUCGGCAACACUCUGUGUCACCUGGUCACCUUCUCCCUCAUGCUGUCCAACUACGUGUCCACCUUCACGCUGACCGCCAUCGCCCUGGACAGACACCGGGUGGUCCUCAAGCCGCUGUCUCCUCGCAUGUCCAAAACUAUGGCCGCUGGCAUCCUGGUAGUCAUCUGGGUCAUCGCCAUCUUGCUGUCCUUGCCCUACGGUAUUUACUUCUCGCAUCGUGGAGAGUAAAUUGUCGACGUGGAUAACCCUAUCUUGCGAACAGUUCGCCGUUGCCGGGCAGCGUACCCGCCUCCCAGCGAUCAGUUCCACACGUACCUCACCGUCACCACCGUCAUUCUGCAGUACUGCGUUCCCUUGACUCUAAUAGGGGUGGCCUACGGUCGAAUCGUGCAGAGCCUGUGGUCUCGCACCCACGUGGGCGCCGUCACAGCCAAUCAGCAGAUGUCUCAGGGCGCCAAGCGCAAGUCCAUCAAGCUGCUGAUCGCUGUGGUGGUGGUCUUCACGCUCUGCUGGCUACCACUCAUCCUGUAUCACCUGCUAACGACCCUGCAUCCAAACACGGAGGUGUUCAGCUACAACAUCAACGUGUACUUUGCCUGCCACUGGUUCGCCAUCAGCAGCACCUGUUUCAACCCCUUCGUCUACUGCUGGAUGAAUGAGAAUUUCCGGGAGGAGGUCAAAUCCCGCUUCCGGUGCUGCUUCCGCCAUCCUCUGAAGUACCUGCCAGGUGUGAAAAGAGCCGGGCUGGGCAGCGCAGGUCCGCGACGUCAGCGGCAGGACACGAGCAUCACGAGGUCCAGCGUGCGCAGCUCCGCCAACAUGCACAGCGUGCGCCGUGACGUCACGCUGCUGUCGGAGCAGGAGGACAUGAUGUCACACAAGCAGUCGGACGGCUUCAUGGUGGCCGAGUCAGCAGAGCGUGACGAGGAAGUACAGGACCUCCUGUCGAUGUAUGGAAACGGACGGGUAGAGUACCACAUCUCGUCAGCUCACAACUGCAUCAAAGGGUAAGACACUCUGGAGGUCAGAGGUCACUUGGACAGAGAGAUGAGUAGACAUCACACUGCGACUAGGCUUUCUGGCUUCGUGGAUAAGCAGAGCGUAAAGAUGAAAAAAAAAAUACCUCGAUGAGGCCUGAUGACAAAGAGGUGAUUAGGGAUGCCGAUGAAGAAAAUUGGGAGGAAAAGUAAAGCAGUCUCGACUAAGCAGACGAUGCAGACAAAAGUAUCUGGCUUACGUGUGCAAAACGCACAAAAUGAAGUAUUUGGUAUUCAGCAGCUCACAAAGAGAGAAGCUUUCCUUUUAGAGGAAAUGAUGGUUUCUUCUUUGUUGUCAGUAUUCAGCACAUUCGCUAUUGCAGGCUGAAAGUGUUUAUCAUUUCCUGUCAUCUCUACGGACUGUCUUCAGCUCACCUCAGGUGGAAAUGGCGAAAGGAAGUCAGGCAGAGCAGAUCGACAGUCUCCUUUGUGAGGGAGAUAUAGAGGGCUACACCUCUGUGAACAGACAUUUGUACACGGUCCGAUGCACCCGACAAACGAGCUGAUGUCACAAAUGUAGUUUGAUAAUCGCGGGUACUUUGUGUCGGGGAAUAUUCUCGUUUAAAGUGAGGGAAGACACCUCAAGUCUCGGUUUUCUCGACCAGUGAGCGCUCGUCAAGGGACUUGUAAUAAAAUAUGUGACGAACAUGUGACGGUAACUGAACUUGAAUACAUCAGAUGUUCAAGCUGUGUGACAGAUGUGUUGUUUACAUGUAACAUGACUUAAACAGUUCGGUCUUUACACAUGUUGCUCAUGAUAUUUCCCACAAAUGAUAAGCCCUCGGGGAAAAUAUGAAUGGAUGAAGAUUAUUAGCUCGGAGUUUUAUUGACAUGUUAAUAUUUGCUGGUAAUUUAUUUGUUAAUGAAGUUUCUGAAGGUAUGUAAUUAAUCUUUGCUGUGAGAAAUGAAAAAAAUAUGUGUUAUUUAUUUUGUUUUAAUGUUACUGAUAACUGCUGUAAAGACACAGAGUGGAUCUGUACACGUUUGUUGGCAUUGCCAUCAAGUACAGCUGAUUAUUUAGGUGACUUUGGUAUCAAGACUUCGUCUCAGUGAAAUGUUUUGUGUUGUAUAAUAUAAAGCUUGUGGGAAAAAGACUGAGCUCAAGUGCUCGGUAAGAGAAAGAAAACACAAAAGGCAUCACAGGAAACUGUGUGUAAACUCAAAAUACAACGGACACUACAGGCUUUUUCUAAGGAAUAGUCGUUUAUCGCUCAAGUAAACAGAAUACGCGGAGUGUCUUCAUGCACCUGACAAAUCACAUCGUUCCCUAGUAAAGGAUUUAUAUUAUUUAAGUUUUCUGUAGCUUUACGAAAUAAGCACACACCAAGUACAAUAUUUACACAAACUGCUUAGCGACCCAAAGUAAGACCUUAACACAAACAGAGUAACUGCAGCAUAAACUUCGCUUGACAUCUCACCAAACAAGUGAACGAAUAAAUGACUGUGACUGUCAUUGUGAAUGUGAAUGUGAAUGAUCAGCGUCUGCCCCCUAGCGGCCGCUCUUCUCCUGUAAAGCGUGUAUCGCGUCUUAGGUUGAACCACUCACUUCACCGCAGACAUAAAUAGCAACUUCCGGUCGCCCUUUCACUGCACUUCCGACUCCACCAACCAUAGUCGAGAAAGUGAAGACAAAGUCUGAAUAGUCCUCUCCUCUCUACUUCUCUGUCCUCUCCUCUCUACAGUCCUCUCCACAGUCCUCUCCUCUGUCCUCUCCUCUCCACAGUCCUCUCCUCAAUCACUAGUGUGUACAAGUCUCACACAGGAAGGAGAGAGAGAAGGGAGUUGGGAUUGUGUGCAGGGACCUGACACUACAUGACUUCUCAAAUAAAAGACAAAUCAUCAUAAGACUGUGCUUCUUCUCAGGAAUCAUCACACAUCGUUUGUAGUGCCUGGCAGAUUUUAAACUGUUUUGUUUAUUCGUGUGCUGAGCUGUUUGUUUGGUUGGGCGACGGCUGUGAUACUGUUUAUUUGAUUGUUCUUUCAGGUAGUUACCUUGUCAUCUUGUAAAACAAAGCAGAUAUGGAGCGUUGAUUGCAUUAAGUACAGCGCCAUUAUCAGGAGAGUAAUAAAACCUAGAAGUGAGGAUUUAUUUGAUUAAAUACAAUGAAACAUGGGGGAAGAUAGCCGAAAAAAAAGAAGAAAAAAGCAUUCAUUUGAUCAACCAUAAUGAAAUUGCCAAGAAACUAGAAAACAGAAAAGAAAAGGCUACCUGAAUGAGUGGAAGAAUGAAUCAGAUAUGGAAGCAAUAAAAAAUAAAAAUAAAAUAAUAAACACAACCGCAAAGAGGAAGGAAUUAUGGAAGACAUAAAGAAACAAGUAAAAGAUUGUAUCCCUUUAAUAUGCUUCAAAUAACAGGUUACUUUUCUUUUCUCUUUCUGACAGGGAGGCUAACUUGCGGUGAUGUACUUUAGUUGCUGCCAUUCCCACCCUCUCUCUCUCUCACACACACACACCCACACGUGUGCAUGCGCGCACACAAACGGAGAGAGAGAGACAGACAAACUGACUCAAUGUUCCGGCAGGUAGACACGCAUACAAACUUUAUGUACUUGAAUGAACAACAGGCAGAAUCCUUGUUUUGUUUUAUUCUUUAAUUCCAUCUGAAGUCUGCUUCGCCUAUUUCGAUGUGCAUUAUGAUGUGAAGUCUUUGAAGUGCACUUCACGCAUUUUUUGAGACUUGCCUUUUAUUUCUUUGUUUUAUCCUUGGGUUCAUUUCUUUUCUUCAACUUCCAUUUCAUUCUUUAGUUUUCAUUAACAUCUUUUUUUUAAUUCAAUCAAAAUUUAAUUUCUUCGCCUUGUACAUGUUGUACAAAAAUAUUUUGUUUUUCUAUUGCCAUUAUGUUAUUAUUUGUGCGACAAGUUUAUAAAAUACCACCUCCCAGAGCUCAUAAAAGAAAUGUUGUCGUAGCAGAACAGACACCUCGUUAGUACCCACCAUCUCCUCCUACCUCACCACCUCCUUUGAUGACUGAUGUCGUUUGUCACACAUGAAAGCAGCCAGCAGACAAUCAUGGCAAUCCUGACUCAUAUUUCGGUGAUUCUUCUGUCUCCAUAGUUACAAGGGAGCCAUAGUCUUGAUGUCCUUUGUGAUAGGUCAUUACAAGAAAUGAUUAUGGAACAUCUUGCUGUUGGUUUUGUUUGAUACAGCUGUUAAGGGAAGUAUAAUUGCUGUCCUAAAAGGACAAAUAAAAAAAAAACAAAAAGCAAAAAAAAAACAAAUAUGGAAGAAAAAGCCUUAGAAAAGAAGAAACAGAGGGCAGAGUAAUUGUUUCCAAAUCUCCUAUGUGUUUUGGAUAAAUGCAAAGAAUGAAUGGCAGAUGCUCUUUUAAAAUGGUCAGCACACAGACAAACACACAGUCGAAAUGCUUUGUAAACUUUGUAAAAUGGUCAGAAGGACAAACAAGCAGUACACACAACUACUAACCAGGACUUUCCCAAGCCAAUACAGUGAAGGAUGCUGGAGUGUGUGACGAGAGCACUCCUACACAAACUUUGUUUCACAGUCUGUGGCCGAUGUCUCCAUACUUGUCCUGUUUUGUGAAGCAGUCAUGUUGGAUACAUGUUGUAUCAACACCGUGUCAGAGCCUGGUCGGCAGCUAACCUUUAACCUUUAGCUCGUUGUCGUGCUUGAGUAGUCACGUGGUUUUGUGCUUUCGUGAAAUGAUUUAUUCUCGGCUUUGGACUACGUUUCUCAACUUGCAUGAAACUUGAUUGAUUGCGUCUGUCUGUCUGUCUGUCUGUCUGUCUGUCUGUCAGUGUGUCUCUCCUCUGAGUAUCAUUAGCUACACAAUGGUGAUGUGGUGGCAACAUUCUUGACAACAUACACAGUGAAUGAUGACCCACCUUUGCCCCUGUCUGAAGAUGUGAUGACAGCCAUUGGUUCUUUCUCUUGUCUUCUAUGAGUUUGUAUAACUGAUCGUGAUUUUGCAUUGUUGCCAACCUUACCAACUGCUGUCUGAUUAAAGUGUCAAAAAGAAUGAAGUAUAAAGCCAAAAUGAGAGAAUGUCAGUAAUCAUUUUACAAUCAGAUUUUGACAAGAUAUUAUUUGCAUGUGGACUAUAGGCUGCAAAUAAAAGGGAAAGGAGAAGAUCCCCAGUGGACUGGCAAAAAGAACAUUUCUAUUUUGGAGUUUAGCCUACACUUGCUUCUACACUUCUGGUUCCUAGCUUUUUAAUUUCUGGCUCACUUUUAUGUUCACUUAAAAAGUCCCAGGCAUUUGUAAGGAAAUGUCUUUCCCCCAGGUUUUGGUGAGUGCUGUGUAGUGUCUUUGUUACUUAAUGGAAAUGAUUGCAGCUCACUAGAUGAUUUCAGAAUUUUUUUAAUCGGUCUGGUAGAAAUCCUGUAUUCUUCUUCGAAAUCAGACGAAUGUCCCCGCACAGAAAUGGAGAGUAGGCCUUUGCCUUUUGGGUUUUUGCGAUUGAAUUCGGCAGUCAAUUUAGAUAUUGCGUGCAUACCAGCCCAUUUCCGGAGUUUUUCAAGGAUGUGACAGCCUUUCAGACUUUGACAGAUGGAAGUUUAAAAAUCUGUCCACAAGAUGUCUGUGGCCAAACAAUGAAAACCAGAAGUGGUCCCCCACCCCUGUCCCUAACUGCUGCUGUUUCCAGAAGAUAGCCAGGGGAGACCUCCUGAACUUGUCCUUCGCUAAAUGCUCAGCAUGGCAAAGAAAGGGUUUCUGUGUGUAUCAAGAACUUUCUCUGGCAGGCACAAUCAAAAGAAAUACACGGAGGUAUAGCUUAUCUAAUGUCAGCAAGAUGACGAUCAAAGAACGAUUGCAAGAGUAUGCCUCUGUAUUUUUGGUGUAGAGGGUUUGCUGUGAACAUGACACUGAUGCCCAGUCUUUGAUUCUGUGCCUAAGCCUCCAGGUAACCCGACCCCACACUCAGUUGUACAACAUCUUGAAGUUGAGAUUCAGUUGAGCCAUCAUAAAGCAACAUCAGGACAUCCUUUGAUCAGAAGUGAAUUACUGUGACUUUUGUUACUAUUGAGUUACUGCAUGAAAUUCCUCCAUUUAAAGCAACAGAAAUAAUUUCUGAGUGACAGUAAAAGAGGAGGAUAAUAGAUGAAACAGGCGAAAGAAGAAAUAAUAAGCAAUGUGGUCUAGGUGCACCUCCUACGCUGAUGUUGGUCAUUAGUAGAUAUUGCGGGUACAUUCUACCCGGGUGGCUUGCUUUCAAUGAUCCACAAAUAUUUUACGACCUUUGUCUUACUCGUUUAAUAAAGGCGCAGGAGGUGGCUGGACUAUGAGACAGAAGACAGGAACAGGUUAAAGAAGAAAGGUACAAAAACAAGAAAAGGAUGAGAGAAAUGGAUUAUUUUCAUGCUGAAUUAAUUACAGAGAUGUUGCGUGAUUUCUAAAAGAGAUUUGUUUGAACAGUGUUUGCUUUAGAAGAGAGCAUACAAAGGAUAAAAGAUUAUUUUAAUAUUGUCAGAUAUCCAUAAAUCGUUUUUAACAUGGUUAUUGUUAUUACAUGUACUUCGAGCAUUCCAGACCGAAUUGUUUUCUUAUGGAUACCUGUGAGAAUAGCUGAUUGCAAGAUUUGACAUGUGUGUGAUAUUGCUUUAAACUAAUUACUGCUAACUAUUAUUUUGAACAUUAACUUUUUCUUUUAGUCGCCAAAACUUAAAUCUUUUGUGCGUAAAUCUGUCAGGAAAACAAGCAUUUUCUGUUGGAGGUACCCCGAAAGUAAACAAGGGUCGAUGCCAAAAUCACAAGCUUGUUUUCAUUCCUGGAUCUGUUGGGUUUUCCUUUUUUUUCUUGUCCUCACUUUCUUGACUGGUGCAGUUUGGACAAACACAUUAGAGUGAAAUGAUUUAUACCUUCACAUUUUGUUAUGCUGUACAGUAAGUUGUUAUAAUAAUAGUGGGCAAGAUAAUUGAAGAUAAUGAUAGCGAAGACAGCUACACGAGGAAUAGUGAACAAGAAAUAAAAACUCAAGCUAAUAGUUCAUGAAAACACUGACGGGUUAACGCCUCUUGUGAUCAUUUGAAGCUGAUGUAUUGAGGAUGAGGACGAUAACGGGGAAAAAAAGAGAACUGAAAGUCUGACGCCAGUAAAAAGACAAGGGGCGAUAAUUAUGCUCGUGUCAUUUGAAUUGUUUGUGUUCACGAAGUGGAGAGAAGCCUCUAAAGUUUGGCAAUGCAAUCUAAAAUAUAAAACUUCUUCUCUCUCUCGCUCCACCUUGAGCUCCUCCUCAAUCUAUUUCCACAAGGCAGAUGUCGCUGUUGCUACAUCUUUGCUAUCAACAUCUCAAAUUCAUGAAUUGAAGGGGAGUGAUGUAGCUUGGCGAGGCACUGAGUGAAGACCAGUAGCCCUGGACACAGUUGGAGGACAGUUGAUGGCUGCCAGCUCUACUGAGACCACAGACAGAGUACAAGGGCCGUUACUAUCCUACUGUGCUUACUUCAUCCAGGACCAUGCAAGGAGAUGAGUGGGGAUCACACUACCUCAUUGCCAAGGGAUCGACGUGGAAAAAAGGUUUUAGCACAUACUGGGGUGUCACUUCAACUAUUUAUUUGUCUAUUCAGAGCUUGAUGUUAUCCUCAUUGCUCAAGGGAGGGUUUGGGGGUUAGAGUCCUUACGAUUUUGUAUUAGUUUCCUUCGAUGAAUAUUUAAAUGAUUUUAAAGGAAUUAUUAGCUGCGUGUGGGAGACAUUGGUUUUGUAUUUCUGUACUUGUAAUCUUUUGCUAACCCAACCUUAAGUUCACACAUAGAUAGAGCAUUGCAUGUUGAAAGUGACGGUACAUAUACGGUCCUUACUGACUCUAGGGACAGUCAACUACAAGUAGUUAGCCGAGGUUAGCUGUGGUUAGCCGUGGUUAGCCGUGGUUAGCCCAAUUAAGGACGCGGCUUUGGAAGCCGGAACUCGAAGAUUUGGUUUCCUGUCUGCCUUAUGCUACUUUCUUGUCACAACAAACAAUAACCUGAAUGUCAGUGUAUCUCGCAUGUUUUCUGUCGUUUUGUGCAAAUCUUCAAAACUUGGCUUUGUCAACAGUUGCAAAGUCAACUGCUAUUUUACAAAUUUUGUUGUUGAUGUUUUACCGGUUGUCAUCAUUGGCGAGAGAAAAGGCGACGACAAUGGUACUAAGUAGACAUCUAUUUAAUGAUGAAACAAUAAUCAAGACAACUGUUACAGAAAUAAAAUGCACAAAUUGGAUUUGGUUUUUUUUAUUCGUUGUCGCAAGCAUGAAGGCAGAAAGU